AUGCCUCCUUCAAAAAACCUAACUACACAACAAAAAAUCCAAAUCAUGCAAAAGCUACAAUCUGCAUUAAAUAAGAAGGACAAACCAGUGCUAGGCACAAUCAAUGCACUUGUCACUGAGUUUCAAGUGUGUAGGAAAGCAAUCACACAUUUGUGGAAUGAAGUGAAGAAGCAAAUAAGAAAUAACAACACAGUUAACCUCAACAUACAGCAGGAGAUUGCUAAGCAGAUGGGGGUGUCACAAACCACAGUAUGUAGGUGGAAGAAGAGCAAAGUCAUAAGAAAGCACACAAACUCUAUCAAACCAACUUUGAAUGAAAAUAACAAGCUACACAAGUUAAGUUUUGCAUUAUCUAAAUGUGAAUAUGAUGAACAUAAUGAUGCAUUCAAGUUUAAGCCAUAUACUAACGUUGUUCACAUAGAUGAAAAACAUUUCUAUCUAACCCAGGAGACACAAACUUAUUAUCAAGCUCCGGGUGAAGUAGAACCACACAGAGAGUGUCAAUCUAAGAGGUUCAUUCCCAAAAUCAUGUUUAUGUGUGUUGUUGCAAAGCCAAUGUUUACAACUAAUGGUGAUGAGCCAGCAAAAAGAAGCUCCAAGAACAGGAAAAGGGGGGAGUUGGAAACAAAACCAAUACAAUCAAUCACGAAAGAGCACAUUAGAGCAAUGCCUUUAACUAAUGUACUACCAACCAUAAUAGCAAAAUGGCCUCAAGGAUUUUCAAAGCAUAUUUACAUUCAACAAGAUAAUGCCAAGCCACAUAUAGCACAUAAUGACAGAGAAUUUUUAGAAGAGGCAAUGAAAGAUGGGUUUUACAUACAACUAGUGCAACAACCACCAAAUUCCCCUAACAUGAAUGUACUAGAUCUAGGUUUUUUUAGAUCCAUUCAAGCUUUGCAAUAUCAAAAAGCUGCUUACAAUGUAACACAGUUACUUAGGGUUGUGAAUAAUGCUUUUGAGAAUCUAAGUCCACAAUGUUUAAGGUUUGUAUUCAUCACAUUACAAGCAUGUAUGAUAAAGGUGAUGAAAAGACUAGGGGGAUUCGACUAUCACAUUCCUCACAUGAACAAAACAAAAGCAAUAAGGGAAGACACUUUACCAAAUUACCUCAAUAUUGACAAACAAUUGGUUGUUGAUUCACUUCAACAUUUAUUCACAAAGAUAAGUUCACAAACAAUGAAUCAGUUAGUGGAACUGAUUGGCUAUGCAGGGGACAUUCAAUAA
This is a messenger RNA of Amaranthus tricolor (Joseph's coat), 1224 nucleotides long. RefSeq lists its product as uncharacterized. NCBI's taxonomy places the organism in Eukaryota, Viridiplantae, Streptophyta, Magnoliopsida, Caryophyllales, Amaranthaceae. The record is from RefSeq and is a predicted model, not a curated record. The transcript is spliced from 3 exons. Bases 1 to 1224 code for a protein of 407 amino acids. Gene Ontology annotation, molecular function: nucleic acid binding.